Messenger RNA from Larimichthys crocea (large yellow croaker), 2369 nucleotides. RefSeq names its product eukaryotic translation elongation factor 1 epsilon 1 (gene eef1e1). Gene Ontology annotation, biological process: positive regulation of DNA damage response, signal transduction by p53 class mediator. Gene Ontology annotation, cellular component: nucleus; cytoplasm; aminoacyl-tRNA synthetase multienzyme complex. The transcript has 4 exons. The record is from RefSeq and is a predicted model, not a curated record. The coding region runs from base 51 to 572 and encodes 173 amino acids. NCBI's taxonomy places the organism in Eukaryota, Metazoa, Chordata, Actinopteri, Sciaenidae.
AAUCAGAUCACACGCACGCCGCACACCGCCCCUCUCCGACAGUAAGAAACAUGGCGUUACGGGAGCUAUCAUCGUUGGAGAAGUUUUUGGGAUUAAAAAAGCCGAACAAGUACAGCACACAGGGAGACAAAAAGGUUCCUGUGCUACAGAGUAACAAUGAUCCUGCACUGGUCGGCCUGGUGACCAUCGCCUGUCACCUGGUGAAAGAAGCCAAGCGCCCGGAGCUGCUGGGCGACUCCGCGGAGAGCAGGGCUGUGGUGCAGCAGUGGCUCGAGCACAGAGUCACCAAGCUGGACGGCUGCACAAAGGAAGACGUCAAGACCGUCCUGAAGGACUUCAACCUCUACCUGCAAGACAAGGUCUACCUGGCUGGCAACCAGUUCACCCUAGCUGAUAUUUUCAUGUACUAUGGAAUCCAUUCACUCAUAGUGGAGCUGGCCAUCCAGGAGAAGGAGCAGUAUAUGAACGUGACACGAUGGUUCGACCACAUUCAGCACUACCCCGGCAUCCGACACCACCUCCCUCCCGUAGCUGUGCUCAGGAACAGAAUUUACACCGGCAGACACCACUGAGACACCGACACCCACCCAACCCAGCCUGACUCGUCACAAGCUUGUCCAUCUUUUGGACCGGACCUGGGCUAAAUUAUUUCAUGAAAUUCAAUCAGAGUCACAAUUUGAGUCCACAUAGUCACUUUUAUUCACGAUCUUUGUUUUUUCCGAUCAUGAUUCCUGCCUUUAUGUUUUGUCCUGGUGACAUACUUGAACUGAUUUUGAAAAAAUUGACAUGUUUAACCAGGAAAAUCAGCAAAGAACAAAAUGCCUAAAACAGCUUUGUGAUGUAUAAGGUACUGAAACUCCAUAAAGGGAUUGUUUGCUCAUAAUAAUCAGUUCAUAUUCUUUAAAAAAAAACAAAAAAAAACAGCGUUUUUAAUACUUAUAUUGCCCAGUACCAUCAGAUGUUGACUUUAAGAAGGGUUGGGAGUGGAGGUGUGAAUCUCAGUCAUUCAGUCCCACUAAUACUAUAAAUAAUAAGUUUGAUGUCUUAACCCUUAUUCCAUAACUAGGGUGCAGAGAUGUGAGACAGUUACGUCAGCCUUUUAUGUGUUUUUUGUUUGGAAAUCUUCUGUGGGACUUUCUGAAGUCUAUUGUUUUCAAAGGGAAUGCUGUACGGAUUGCGGUAAAGUGAGUCGCUGCUAGCUUGUCAAAAAGGUAUUAUUUAUAUAUGGUCGUUAAAUAGUGGUUUAAUCUGAGCCUUGAACACGCUAUGACAGGCAAUACAGGUUCAAAGAAGAUUUGAGUUAUUACUCAUUACUGGCAGUACAUUAUGCCCUUAGGAAAAGCAGCUUCCUCAUGCCAUAUCGAUGCAUUUUCAGGUAGUUUGUCUAAAUAAAUGUGGUUGCCAGUUCAACACCAUAACCCCGUAAUGACCACAGUCACUGCUGAGUCCACAUUGUUCUGCCAUCUCUGCCCUGAUGAAUCUAGCCCAGCUCACACCCCUAUCACGACAAUGGUGCUUGUUUUUCCACAUGCAACUGUCAGCCAUUUCACUGGACAGUUUAGUUUCUGUGUGUGCGUUCCUGAUUACAUCCCCGCUUUCUGUCCCACUUCCUCACCACCAGUCGUGUGGGCAGCAGCGAGCAGUUGAGCGUCAGCCCCAGAGUCAGAGAUCAGAGUGAGGCUCCAAUCAGUCCCACUACCACCACUGUUGAUGCUGCAGGCCAGAGAGAGGGCAGCGGGCUCACCAGCUGCCACACAGAUCCAGCCAGCCAAGGCCAGAACUCAGGCCCCUGGGCGACAGUCAGCCACUGUGUGUCAUUUCAACCCUCACGCUCCCACGGGGCUACUGGAGAGAGAGCGAGCGAGAGAGGGAUGCAGGAAGGAAAGAAGCGAGGGAGGGGAGGGAGGCCACAGAGAGAAAAAGAGCACCCAGAGGCCGAGGGAUCUUUUUGUGACAUGUGAACAAUGAUCGGUGCGUCGGAAAGCCUUACUGCUGCCAGCUGGAUGUUUGCUAUUAUCACCAUUAACAGGUGAAGUCGAGGGAGAGCCUGUGAAUUAACUUUAUGAACGUAGCGAUAAAGAGACAAAGAACAGUAGGUGAAAUAGAUGGAAUAGAUAGAUUACUUACACACACAAAAAAUAAUUCUUAUAAUACUGGAAGUUUUUGUUUGCAUCAAUGCUUCUUGUUAUUCUUCACUGUCUUCUGUUAAAAUGCUCCCAUUUCAUCCGCAUGUAUAAUUUCCUCCAUCCUAACCCAACUCCACAUAUCUUUGUACCUCCUGCUUACUGCGAAGCUUCACUUUUGCCAUCUGAUGUAACCAUAACGUUCAAACCCUGUGCCAAUAAAUCAAAGGAAUACGCAGCUCAUGA